Messenger RNA from Ramularia collo-cygni, 567 nucleotides. RefSeq lists its product as uncharacterized. NCBI's taxonomy places the organism in Eukaryota, Fungi, Ascomycota, Dothideomycetes, Mycosphaerellales, Mycosphaerellaceae. The record is from RefSeq and is a predicted model, not a curated record. The coding region runs from base 1 to 567 and encodes 188 amino acids. The transcript has 3 exons.
AUGGCUGACUCCAACCCCGCCAACUUCGCUAACUUGGCUACUGAGAAAGUCAAGGAGAUCGCAUCGAUGGGCGGCAAGGCCUCGCAUGGCAGCCACAACAAGACCGAGAGCGACCACAGCAACCCAGACCGUAACCCAGACGGCACCUUCACCAAGGGCUCCGAAGCCGCAAAGCAGGCAGGACACCUCGGAGGCCUUCACGCUCACGGCGAGACUGACCCAAAGCUCGAGCAUCAGCCUGGUCGCAACCAUGACGGUACUUUCACAAAGGGCUCUCACGCCGCGAAGGAAGCUGGUCACCUCGGAGGCCUCCAUGCUCACGGCGAGACUGACCCCAAGCUCGAGCACCAGCCUGGUCGCAACCCGGAUGGCACUUUCACAAAGGGAUCAGAAGCUGCGAAGGAAGCUGGUCAUAUUGGUGGUCUUCACUCUCAUCACUUGACUGGCGUCAAUGAGAUGGAGGUUCAGAAUGAUGACGGCUCGGGACGUAAUGCUGAUGGCACUUUCAAGAAGGGCUCUGAGGCUGCCAAGGAGGCUGGUCAUGUUGGUGGCAUGCACUCCCACUGA